AUGGCAACCCCAACCCGCCUGUUCAGGCGCCUACUUCGCCAAGUGCGGCGACAUGACUGGAGAUGUCUGAUAGCAUACUCGGCGCUGAUCCUGCUGUCGGCCUCCAUCUUCCUGUAUCUUCUUCUCGCAUACUACCUCGCGGGAGAUCCGCGUCUUGUUCCACACACCAUCCAGCAAGCGCGGAACGUCCUUCUCGUCACGGCACAUCCGGAUGACGAGACUUUGUUCUUUAGCCCAACUAUCCUUCACGGUCGCGACAACCCGGAUGUCACUCGUUCCUUGUUGGUACUAUCGACGGGCGACUAUCAUGGCCAAGGAGAUAUCCGCAAGGCAGAAAUUGAACGUAGUUGUACCGCUCUCGGCAUCUCAUCUGCUCGCUGCGUUGUUCUGGAGCACGGUGCCCUGCAGGAUAAUCCAAAGAAAUGGUGGCGCCAGGAUGUCAUUCAGGACAUAGUCGCCCAUUACGUUCUCAUGUGGAAAGUGGAUCUGAUCUUCACCUUCGAUAACGGUGGAGUCUCCGGCCAUAUCAACCAUAGGGCUGUAAGUGCCGGUGUUCGAAAAUACGCAGAGGACUUUCCGCAUGCCCCGCCAGUCUAUGCCCUACAGAGUACAUUCCUCCUGCGCAAGUACUCGUCGCUCGUUGAUCUGAUCUUGACCUCUGUGCCAUUCGCCUGGCGCAUCGGGGCAGCGGUCCUGACAGCCGCACCGCCACCCACAGGACACGACAUAUACGGAAACAGAGCGCUACUGGUGAGUCCGUGGCAGACCUACCUAACUGCGCGAACAGCAUUCAGUCAACAUGAUAGUCAGUACUCAUGGGACCGGGUGUUUUACUUGAUAGUGAGCCGUUAUAUGUGGUUUAAUAAUUCGUAUCGGAUAGCCUAA
This is a messenger RNA of Aspergillus luchuensis, 885 nucleotides long. RefSeq names its product PIG-L family deacetylase. The coding region runs from base 1 to 885 and encodes 294 amino acids. Gene Ontology annotation, molecular function: N-acetylglucosaminylphosphatidylinositol deacetylase activity. The record is from RefSeq and is a predicted model, not a curated record. Gene Ontology annotation, cellular component: endoplasmic reticulum. Gene Ontology annotation, biological process: GPI anchor biosynthetic process. The transcript is spliced from 4 exons. NCBI's taxonomy places the organism in Eukaryota, Fungi, Ascomycota, Eurotiomycetes, Eurotiales, Aspergillaceae.